Melampsora larici-populina 98AG31 is the source of this 1533-nucleotide messenger RNA. RefSeq lists its product as uncharacterized. The coding region runs from base 1 to 1533 and encodes 510 amino acids. Lineage: Eukaryota; Fungi; Basidiomycota; Pucciniomycetes; Pucciniales; Melampsoraceae. The record is from RefSeq and is a predicted model, not a curated record. The transcript has 6 exons.
AUGGUACCUGAUGCUCAACUUGCUCAAUGGGAAUCGCUUCACAGAGAAGUCGAUCGACAAAGUAAACUCACCCCUACACCAUCGCUGCGUGUAAUCUUUGUGUUGUGUAUCUUUCUAAGUCCCCUAUCAGGUAUUUUAUACGGAGUGAGUGCGAUUAAAAGGUUGUCUAAUCGCUCUGAACGGUGGCUGGUUCGAAAGGAUCCCGGAGGAUUCUACCAUCCAAACUCUUGUGUCGUGAUACCACUAUGGGCGACGUUGUAUACCAUAGCCGAUAUCAUCAGCUUGCUUACUUGCUUUUUCAAUCUGGACAGUUAUCCACGCCCCCUUACUACUGCAAUGGAAACUGUCAAAUACGCAUUCUUCUUGGGGAUGGCUUGGACAAAGGUCUGGGCAACCAUCUACGUAGCGCCACGUUCAAGGUUUCAAAUCCAGCACAACAAACCUAUCCUAUCCAGGUCUAAUUCUAAAUCUACUCGAAUGCGACGCUGGCUACUACCUAGAAUCUUCAAUCUUUUUGUAGUCUUAGGUUAUUUAGUCCCAUUGAUACUCAGUGCACUCUUAUGCGCCUGGACCACAAUAAGCAUGAACCAAGUCGUAAGUCUCUUGUAUGAAUACGAGGCGGUGAAUGAGAUCGCAACUGGCCCUCUUUUGUCCUCUGCGAAGGCUUCAAACAUCCAACUGGCAAAAAGCUUGACAUACCUAAUCUCGAUGAAGAACAUAUCUCGAACACUCACGAAAAAUUUGCGCUCAGGGUUUUACAUUUACUUCUUCAUUGCUGCAUUCAUCUUUAUCGCCUUAUCACUGGCUACUGCUCUCAUUCUUCGAGCUCUUUAUUUUCAACUCAGAGUUCUGAAGAGAGCAGCUCUAAGACCACGACGCAUGUCCUCUGACAUUAGUCUGUCUUACCCACGAAUACCUGGAGCAGUCCGUCUUACACCUGACCAAGCCUCAACCUUCACAUUUCGAAGAUCACCUGGCACCUCAACUGAAAAACGUUCAGAAUCACCUUUCUCGAAUAUUGAACCGUGUCAGAUAGUUGACAAAUGGUCAGAUUGGCUUCCUACAUUCAAAAGAGGAACUGGGAUCGAUGCGAUCAUGUGGCGUCUACCAGCUUUUAGUGAAAAGUUUGAAGAGUAUGAUAUGGAUAUAAGUCUGAAGGUAGAACAAUAUCGCAUUUUGAAGACAUAUACAGUCAAUAUCAUAUGGCAACAAGCUUUGACAUGUGCCAUUUCAGUCUCUUAUCUUGCCAUGCUCGGGCUUAUGAUUACCACCUGGUGCAAAGAAGAACGUGGAAUUCCACUACCUCGGGUGUUAUUGAUAUUGGUGGAAUGGUCGAAUCUGACUUGGAAUCUCGGGAUGGGAUUCACUCUUGGAUUAAAGGCUAUACAUACUAAUUAUAAUACCCCGAAACCUUUUAGAUCUCGUGUUUUGUUUCCUUUUCACCUAUACCUCAACCUCAGCAACAAGAACAUGAUAGAUUAUCUUUCAAAUGUCGAGAACCAUCUUUGUUAUAAGGAUAUUUUCACAACAUAG